Messenger RNA from Macadamia integrifolia, 1110 nucleotides. RefSeq lists its product as uncharacterized. NCBI's taxonomy places the organism in Eukaryota, Viridiplantae, Streptophyta, Magnoliopsida, Proteales, Proteaceae. The transcript has 2 exons. The coding region runs from base 1 to 1110 and encodes 369 amino acids. The record is from RefSeq and is a predicted model, not a curated record.
AUGAAUUUGAGUGCAUCUAAAAAGAAAAGGACGAAUGAGACCCUAGAAAGUGGAAUUGGCUCCACAAAUUCUCAUGGUAAGAGCAUUCAUCAAACCACAAUGGUAGAGUUGGCUGCUAAACAAGACAAUAAGUUAUUAGAAAAGAUGAUAGGAGAAUUUUUUGUUAAGAAUAACAUUUCUUUCAAUGUUAUUCAGACAGAAUCUUUUAUUCAAAUGAUGAAAGGUGCUUAUGCCUAUGGUCAGGAUUUUGUUAUUCCUAGUUACUCUACUCUUCGUACCCGUUUGAUUCCUGAAGCUAAGGUAGAGAUCAUGGAAUAUGUGAGCAACAUAAAAUCAACAUGGGGUGGCACAGGUUGCACAAUAAUGUCUGAUUCUUGGACUGACCUAAAGAAGAGGUCUUGGGUUAAUGUGAUAGCUUAUUCUCCUGGUGGGGCUGUAUUCCUGGAGUGUAUUGAAUGUGGUUCAAAUAAUAUUACUACUGGAUAUCUUUUUAGAGAAAUAUCUAAUGUUAUUAAAAUGCUUGGACCACAACAUGUUGUGCAAUUUGUUUCAGAUAAUGGUGCUAACUAUAAUUGUUGUGGUGAUAUGUUGAUUGGAAAAUGGUCUCACAUGUAUCGGACAAAUUGUAUUGCACAUGGGAUUAAUUUGCUUUUAAAGGAUAUCCAUAAACAUGUUAGAUGGGUGAGGAAAAUUAUUGAUGAUGGUAAACAUGUAGUGGAUUAUAUGCACAGGCACACAGCUAUUAUAGCCUUAAUGAGGGAAUUCACAAAUGACAAAGAGAUUAAGCAGCCUUGCAAGACAAGGUUUGCUACUAAUUUUUUAAUGCUCCAAUCUCUUAUUGUAGUUGAGAAUGAGUUAAAGCUACUGGUUGCAUCAUCUGAAUGGAGAGGCUUCCAUUGCAAUAGAGUUGAAAUAGCAUUAAAGACUGUCAAGAUAAUUCAAUCUGAUAUAUUCUGGGAAGAGGCAAAGGAGGUUAUUGCUUUUAUAGAUCCUCUCAUUAGGAUUCUUCGCCUUGUUGAUUCAGAUGGUUCCACUGCAUGUUACUUGUAUGAAGCAACUGUUAGGGCAAAAGAAAAAUUAAGGAAGUUAAAGGAGAGUGAUGGAUUUUAA